Molecule: messenger RNA, 1954 nt
Organism: Choloepus didactylus (southern two-toed sloth)
Lineage: Eukaryota; Metazoa; Chordata; Mammalia; Pilosa; Megalonychidae
Exons: 12
Coding region: 1-969 (322 amino acids)
Source: RefSeq, a predicted model, not a curated record
AUGGGCUCCAGCUGGAUGACAAACGCGGCCUCGGCGAUCUCGUGGAACUGGAAUUUCUCCCCUGGCCCUCGGAGGAGCAGAGAGGGCGGGCACCGUGAGGGGGUAACCCGAAGGAAUUUCUCAAAGGUGCUUAUCACCCUUUCCUCCAAACCUCCCGUGCUCCGUCCCCGCCCGCCUUCCCUCUUCCCGCCCGCUCCGGGGCAUUUCACUCUGUGGGCGAGGCUCAUUACAGCCACCUGGGAAUGCAGGCCCGGGGCGGCGCGAGGUACAAAAGCGCGGCGGGGCGCUGGGCCGCACACGCUCCGGCGCCUGCCCUCCGCCCGCCUCCCUGCGCUCGGCUGCGGCCGCCCCGCCGGCACCAUGCUCGGGAGGGCGCUGCUUUUCCCUUCCCUGCUUGCCCUGGCUGGGGCUUUCCCGACCGCGGCCCCAGAUUUCUUUGCUGAUAUGAUGUCAACCACCUCCAGCUUGGAGGACAAAGCCACUGAGGCCGCAGAUUUCUUUCUUGAUGUGCAGUCAACCACUUCCAGCUUUGAGGACAAAGCCACUGGGGCCACAGAAUUGACUACUGAAGAGUCUCUGGAGAACACAAAGGGGUUUGAUUUCUUUCCUGAUGCACAGUUCACCACUUCCAGCUUUGAGGACCAAGCCACUGAGUCCGCAGAAUCAACAACUGAAGACCCUCUGGAGAACACAAAGGGGUUUGAUUUCUUUCCUGAUACUCAGUUCACCACUUCCAGCUUUGAGGACGAAGCCAGUGGGGCCACAGAAUCAACUACUGAGGACCCUCUGGAGAAUACAAAGGGGUUUGAUUUCUUUCCUGAUGCACACUUCACCACUUCCAGCUUUGAGGAUGAAGACACUGAGUCCACAGAUUUCUUUUCUGAUGUGCAGUCAACCACUUCCAGCUUUGAGGACAAAGCCACUGAAGCCACAGAGUCAGCUACUGAAUAUCCUAUGAAUAUCCUGUGAAGAACACAAAGGAUUUUGGAAGUGGAGCAAAUGUUCUCUUAGCUGUAGACAUCGUCACUCUGCUACCUGCCACUUUUUAAGAAGAUUCUAAGCUUCAGAAAAGCCUACCACUAUACUAUAAUGGAUUGCAUGGAAACCAGUGAAACAUAGAAGGGUUCCCAGCCUAAGAGAAACACAGCAUGGCAUUAAUUUUGGGGUGGGAGGAAGGAAUUGAAUACAUAAAGGUGGGAAGGAACAUUUCUUAAACAUGUUGAAUUUCAUGUCAGCUCAAUAAAUCUUCCUUUCAAUUGGAAUUAAAAAAAAAAAACAUUUUUUAGAGCAGUGAUAGGUUUACAGAAAAACUGGGUAGAAACUCUGUAGACAAGUCCAUAGAGUUCCCAUAUGUGUACUCCUUGCCCCCAGAGUUUUCUCUUAGUGUGGUGCAUUUCUUAAAAUUGAUGAAUCAAUACUAUUACAAUUAUAUUAGGUUUUGCUCUGUUGUAUAAUUCUAUGGAUCUUUUUUCUUUUGCUGUAAUGCCAUACAUGCACUGCAAAAUUUCCCAUUUUAUCCACUUUCUCAAGUGUGUAUCUCAGUGGUAUUAAUUACAUUUAGAAUGUUAUAUUGCCAUCACCAUAUCCAUUACCAAAAUUUAUCCACUGCCUCAAAAGAAACUAUCCUUUAAGCGUUGACUCACAUUUCUUCUCCACCCACAUCCCUGAUAACCUGCAAUCUACCUUCUAUCUAUGAAUUUUCAUAUUCUAGUUAUUUCACAUAAGUAAAGUCAUACAAAGUCUGUACUUUUGUGUCAGACUUAUUCACCAUGGUGGCUUCAAGAUUCAUGGAGUAGCAUGUGUGGCAUCCUAGUAAGUCCCUCAGACAGCCACUAGCAGACUGGCACAGACACACGUGCACCUCGUAUCUGUAUGAGGGUGACUCUGCUCCCUGCAGGACUAGGACCAGGGACUCAUCCUGGGAGUAUUGUCUGGCUCUGGGUCAAGCUGGUGA